Molecule: messenger RNA, 711 nt
Organism: Recurvomyces mirabilis
Lineage: Eukaryota; Fungi; Ascomycota; Dothideomycetes; Mycosphaerellales; Teratosphaeriaceae
Exons: 2
Coding region: 1-711 (236 amino acids)
Source: RefSeq, a predicted model, not a curated record
AUGCUAACGCCGAGCAUAACAGAGGAUGACCUCCUUGCCUUUCAGAUCUCUCACUUUGGCGACGAUAGCAAACCAGCUGAAUGGUUCGUGGAUGCCCAAACAGCACUUGCCUCAGCUACUUCCGGCGAUGAUGGACGACAAGACGACCUCGGACACUAUGCCGACGGCAAGAUGCGAAUGCUGACCGACGAACAAAUUGCCCUGUUCCGACAUAGCGAGAUCGAGCUUCUGCUCCGCGAGAGGAGGCUACGACGCGACGAAGAAGAUUACCAUGCACGUGAUGUGGGUACAGUUGAAGGAGGCGACGAAGAAGAGGAUCGCGACCACGAGAAUUUCACUACUCACUCAGACUCGAGUCUGGAGGACGACCUGGUCGGUCUGGCGCAGCCGCCAACACAACCACCACCAAGACCCACACCUCCAACUUCCACCUCAAGGCAGAAGCCAAAGCACAGGAAGUCCGCCGCAGCGAAGAAGCGUGCCAAGCGCAGGCAGUCUCAAACCAAUCCAAGUGAUGACUCAGCGUCCACGGGAUCCAUGCAACGACAUCGUGCACAGGAGGUACCUUACGACCAACGGAACAAGCGUAGAUGGGAAGAUUAUAUCGAGGAUACCGACCCCGUCCACGGCUCCAUUACACAUCGUCGAAUGGUGCGAGAGCUCGAUCAACAUUUGGCUGAGGCAGUUGAGGUAGAUUAUGGCGACGAGUAG